Micropterus salmoides (largemouth bass) is the source of this 5757-nucleotide messenger RNA. RefSeq names its product rho guanine nucleotide exchange factor 10-like protein. The transcript is spliced from 29 exons. Gene Ontology annotation, biological process: positive regulation of stress fiber assembly; actin cytoskeleton organization; SREBP signaling pathway. Gene Ontology annotation, cellular component: cytosol. Gene Ontology annotation, molecular function: protein binding; guanyl-nucleotide exchange factor activity. NCBI's taxonomy places the organism in Eukaryota, Metazoa, Chordata, Actinopteri, Centrarchiformes, Centrarchidae. The record is from RefSeq and is a predicted model, not a curated record. Bases 313 to 4377 code for a protein of 1354 amino acids.
CUGUCUGCAGCGGGAGAGCGGGACGCAGGGAGGAAGAGGGGGAGGGCGGAGGGAAACACAACAGGAAAACCCUGAAAGGAGGGAUUCUUGGGGAAGCCUGGGUUCUGCCAGAGCCAUUAUCCUGGAAGAGUAGGAGCGUGAACAGCCGGUGACUGGACCAGCAGGACCAGAGCCGAGCCAAGUCCUCACCGGACACCUCCCGGCCCCGCUGCACCGCAGAGCCACGCACCGGGAGGCCGGGUGGAUCCAGGGCUGAGCUCAUCAGUAAGCCUGGGGAUGACCUCCAGACGGCAGGAGCUGAUGUGAGCCAGCAUGACCGCCCCACAUCCUCUUCUCUGUCACACCUUGGUGUCUAUAUCUAACGGGGUGUCCCGCAUAGAGGAAGAUGAGGAUGAAGAUGAGCAGGGAGAGAAGUUUGAGUUUGAUGACGGGAUUGACAUCGGACCCCCACAGACGAGUUGCGGCUCUCUGAUGAAGAGUGAGUGGACCACAGACACAUCAGGGCUGAACCUUUACAUCCAGACAAACAAAGGCCAAGAGGCAGCAGGGCCGGACAUGACCAGAACCACCAGUACGGUACAGAAGGACCAGAACUCCUCCUUGUUCCACCAGCACUGCUCAGAUAUGGAGGUCAGGGAGUCACCUGAGGGAUGUUCCACCUCCUCUGAUCUGGGAUCGAUGGAAGAGUCAGAGAGUUCCUGGAAAGCGAGCUGUACUAAUGAAGGAAACCCUUCUGUAAUACCAGAAGGCGGUCAGGACGAGUCCAGCAGUGCAGUAACACAGCAGGACUCUGUUGAGGACGAGCUGUCCUCUUUAGCCAGUCCACAGACUGAUCAUCAACCAGCUGCUGCAGACAGAACAACCAACCAGAGUACAGAGACCUGCAGCGCAGACAACCUGGUCAGAGAGCCAGAGGUGGUCUAUGAUGACGUACCUGCUGAGAACCUACAGCAGCCGGUGAACGAUGUUGAGGACAUCUACGAGGACAUCCAGAGACCUGAUCACCGUGGCUCCAACGGCUGGAGCUCCAGUGAGUUUGAGAGUUAUGAUGAGCUGUCUGACAGUGAGACUGUUCCUCCGGCCCGCAGCAGCAGCAAGACUCAGAUCCCCUGUGUGUCUGAGCUGAAGGAAGUUCGCCGCUGGGCAGCAGACGCCUGGCUCAAGCUGCCUGCAGACGUGCUGAGGCUGAAGGAGCGCUGUGCCGUCACCAGGAGGGAGCUGGCGGCGCGUCUGAGUGCGCCGCAUGUUGCCCACAUCCGGCAGAGCUGUGACAACAAGGUGCAGCAGCUGAUGAAAGCAGCGAGGAGCGGCACCAAGGACAGUUUAGAAAAGACAAAGUUAGCCAUGAUUCGCAAAGUGUCCUUCCUGCACAGAAAAGACUCCACAGGUGAGGGAAAGGAUGAUGCAGGUUACCUGGAUGUGUCUGUGUGUGAGUUCAAGCACCCUCCACCACAGCUCUGCCCCAUGCCGGAGGGGCUCAGCAGUCAGCAGGUGGUCAGACGUCUCAUCCUCAGCUCCAUCGUGCAGAGUGAGAGCAGCUACCUGGAGUCUCUCAAGAGGAUCCUCCAGGAGUAUCAGCAGCCUUUGCAAGAGACGCAGAACUGGAUCCUGAGCCCCAGGAAGGUGCGUCAGGUCUUUUACCGUCUGCAGGAGAUCCACCAGUGCCAUUCCAUGUUCCAGAUUGCCCUGGCCUCCCGCGUGGCCGAGUGGGAUCACAGCGAGAGGAUCGGAGACCUGUUUGUCGCCUCGUUUUCAAAGUCCAUGGUGCUGAACGUGUACAGUGACUACAUCAACAACUUCACCAAUGCCAUGGCACUGAUCAAGAAGGCCUGCAUGUCUAAACCUGCGUUCCUGGACUUUCUGAAGAAGAAGCAGGCGUCCAGUCCGGACAGGAUCACUCUGUAUGGCCUGAUGGUCAAACCCAUCCAGCGCUUCCCUCAGUUCAUCCUGCUGCUGCAGGACAUGUUGAAGAACACUCCCGAAUCCCACACUGACCGGCUGCCCCUGCAGCUGGCUCUCACGGAGCUGGAGACUCUGGCUGAGAAACUCAACGAACAGAAGCGUCUGGCUGACCAGGAAGCUGAGAUCCAGCAAUUAGCGCACAGCGUGGGGGACCGCAACCUCAACAAGCUGCUGAACUCGGAACAGAGGCAGCUGAUUCAGUGUGAGCUGCUGACGGAAAUCGUUUAUGGUGAUAAAGGUCAGAUUCUCAAGUCGAGGGAGCGAAAGGUCUUCCUCCUCAACGACACGCUGAUCUGUGCCAACGUCAACCUGAAGGGUCCCCCUGACAUCAGCAGCCUGGUUCCUGUUGGUCCCAAGUACUCGGUGAAGUGGUGUUGCCCUCUGCUGCAGACUCAGGUGGUGGAGGUGGGACAGGACAGUCUGCAGGGCCAGGACAGCGUCAUCGCAGGCCGACGCCACAGCUCCACCUCCAGCCCCACGGGAAAAGUGUUCCUGGGUCCACCCAGACUGUACCAGGAGCUGGAGGAGCUGCAGCACGACCUGGCCGUGGUGGAGGAGGUGUCUCUGCUGGUGGGCACGCUCAAUGGAACCUACCAGAAUCUGAACACCACGGUGUCUCAGGACUGGUGUCUGGCUCUGCAGAGGCUCAUCCGUCUGAAGGAGGAGGAGAUCCAGAACGCCAACAAGUGUCGCCUGCGUCUGUCUGUACCGGGAAAACCUGACAAGUCCGGUCGUCCGGUGAGCGUCAUGGUGGUCUUCAACACCCCCAGUCCCAUCAGCAAGAUCUCCUGGGUGAACCGGCUGCACCUCGCCAAGAUAGCUCAGAGACAGGAAAACACUCGGGGCUGGGAAGGUGCUGAAGAAGAUGGGAAGACAAAAGCUCCGUUCAAUUGUCCACUGCUGACCUGCACACUUCCUGUCUUCUCCUCAAGGACACACAGACUGAAGCUGGAGGGGGCCCUUCACAGUCCAUCUCAGUCUAGCCUGCUGGGUUUCUGCUCUGCCAGUACGUCCCUACCACAGGGUUACCUCUGGGUGGCUGGGGGAGGAGGCAGCUCCGGCCACGGCCAAGUAGAGAUCUUCUCCCUGAACCGAGCCUCUCCUCGCCUGGUGAAAACCGUCCCGGUGAGGGCCCCGGUCCUCUGUCUGGAACACGUGAAGGAGCCGUGUCCCAGUGCAGAGGAGAAGAGCCAGACUGCAGCCAAGACAGGAAACAUCAUCUGUGUCGGGCUGCAGGACGGCAGCAUCCAGGUGUACAGCAGCGUGGACACAGCUGUCGAGUGCCUGCUGACCCUGGUGAACCCUGACAGCCAUCCCGUCCUCUGCCUGAAACACUCGCUGUCCUUCCUGUUCGCUGGACUGGCCAGCGGGAACGUCGCCGUGUACCACAGAAGAAGUGGAGAGAGACUGUGGGACGUGGACACAUGCAGGCUGGUGUCUCUGGGCUCGGAGCCGGUCUGCAGUCUGCUGACACUUGAAGACACUGUGUGGGCCAGCUGUGCCAACCAAGUCGCUGUCAUCCAAGGACCCAGCCUCAACAAACAGAGUUUUGAAGCCCACACUGAUCCUGGCUGCAGUGUUAGCCACAUGGUUCGUUCAGGAGGGGGUGUGUGGAUGGCCUUCACCCAGGGCUCGUCCAUCCACCUGUUUCACACAGAGACCUUGGAACCACUGCAGGAAGUCAACAUCUCCACCCGCACCACCCAUCUGACUGCAGGUCAGGUUUGCGUCUCCAGCUUGUUGGCCUGCCAGGGCCUGCUGUGGGUGGGGACCAGUCAAGGCAUCAUCCUCACCUUCCCUAUUCCCACCCUGGAGGGCAUCCCCAAGAUCACAGGUAAAGGGAUGUUGUCUCUGAACGCUCACUGUGGUCAGGUGGACUUCCUGGUGUCGGCCUCCAGCACGCUGGCCUCCGACCUGCUCAGACGGGACUCCAUUCUCAACGGUGGUGAGGAGGGUGCACUGAGAGAGGGAUGGGGAGAGGGAGGUAAAGGUGAUGGAGAUGAAAGAGGGCAGAGGUGUGAGCAGAGCAGCUACCCCCAGGACUCAGACGCUCCUCCACUGAGGGAGGAGAAACCCAAGCGCCUCCUGCUGCAGUAUCGCCUCCAAUCCACCUGCCAGCUGCCCGGGAAGCUCCUGACAGCUCAGCCUGAACAGGGGAACCUGAGGCCCCCCCCAGACUCCCUGGAGCACAGCCCAGAGGACGGCUCCAUCUAUGAAGUGAGCGAGGACCCUGACGUGUGGGUGAGGGGGCGGCCCAUGGAGUGGGGGAAGGAGGGGGAGGCCCGGCGCAGCAAAGUUACCUCAACAGCCAUCUUCUCCGGGGGAAGAGGCCACCGCAGGAUAGGACAGGCGGCCUCAGCAGAGACCGAUAACACACUGCUGGUGUGGCAGCUCCCUCUAACUCUCAGCCAAUGACAGACCAGCAUGUCACCUGACUCAGUUCUACUCUGUGGACUCCUAACACCAGCGUACUUCUAAACAUGUCAGCUAGACUCCACACCUGCUCUGAGGUAAUAGUUGCAGAGGACACACCCACUUUUGAUCUUCAUGUUUCUCUGGUUUCCUCUCCAUGUCAGUGGUUUGGUCCUGAUAGGUGAAUGCCACCAGCUAACAUUACCAAACAGGUGAACCACUAAGUAACGUUACCGGACAGGUGGACCACUAGGUAAUGUUACCGGUGGACCACUAGGUAACGUUACCGGACAGGUGAACCACUAGCUAACGUUACCAUACAUCAUACCUGAAUUUAUAUCUUUUCUAUGUUCUAUAGACAAAUUAAAAUUAAAAAUUUCCAACAAAUUUAAAUUUGAAAGCAAAUGAACAAAAGUUUUUUUUUAUUGUAAAUAAAUUCAGGCGUCAAGGAGUUAAAGGUUCAGGAGGUGUAUUUUGGACAGAGCAGCUGUCUCUCCCCGCUUCCGUUUUUUAUGCUACGCUAGGCUAACAACAACUAACGUGGGCUGCUUCAGUAAAUCUGCCUCUGAGUCUUCAGCUCCUGUGACUGAGGAUGUGAGGUGUUGCUGUCGAAACUGUUACGAGUGCCUGCAGCAGUGACCUGGGAUCUGUGACCACUUCUAUCCAAAUUAGCACUUUUGCAUCAACGAACAAACAUUUCAGAGUCGGACCAACAAACUCUUUAAAUGUCAAAAUAACAGAAUGAUCUGAGAACCAAUUAAUAUUCUGAUUAACUGUCAUUGCCGUAUUGAUGUGCAUGUAAAUAUUUACGCACCUUAAUUCUUCACAUAAUCGUGUGCUUCAUGAUUGAUGAUGUAAUAUAAAGUGAUAAUAAAUCUAAAGCGAUAAUGGUACGGACGGUGAUGUUUGAAAGGCUUUUCUGUUCUGUCAUUUUAAAGAUGUGUAACAUUAUGAUUUAAAAUAUGAAGUAGUAAACAGACCUGAAGCUCUCUCAGUCCAAAUAUGUUUCUUCUGUGAUGUGAAGAAAUGAGACAAGGUGAAUACUGUGUGUACACAAAAUGUUUGUAUUAUGUAUUUAUCUUGUGAUCAAAUUACGUAAUAUUGUCGUUUAAAAAACUUUUAAAUGUUUUUUUUUCUCAAGCUAUUACUACAUUUUCAAUGUAUAUGGUACAUUUUCUUCACAGUUUUUUGUGUAAAAUAUUUGUUGCUCCCAGUGUACUCAACGCUCCUAUUGGACGGGUUGUGAAACUACAGCUUCAGGUUCAUUCUUCAGGUAACACAGGUGAAACCUUCAUGGCAGGAAUGUCGCAGCCAUGUUGAAUGCAGCUGGUCUCUGUGGUACAUUUUAUGCCACCACUAUUAAAUAAAGUUAAAUUAAAGAUA